Messenger RNA from Helobdella robusta, 312 nucleotides. RefSeq lists its product as hypothetical. The coding region runs from base 1 to 312 and encodes 103 amino acids. The transcript is spliced from 2 exons. NCBI's taxonomy places the organism in Eukaryota, Metazoa, Annelida, Clitellata, Rhynchobdellida, Glossiphoniidae. The record is from RefSeq and is a predicted model, not a curated record.
AUGAUAGAUCUGCAAAUUGUUUGUAGGGUCAACAUCAUCUUCUUCAUCAACAUUCUCUUCUUCAUCAACAUCCUCUUCUUCAUCAACAUCAUAUUCUUCUUCAUCAACAUCAUAUUCUUCUUCAUCAACAUCAUCUUCUUCAUCAACAUCAUCUUCUUCAUCAGCAUCCUCUUCUUCAUCAACAUCAUUUUCUUCUUCAUCAACAUCAUCUUCAUCAUCAACAUCAUCUUCUUCAUCAAUAGCAGCAGCAGCAACAACAAAAGCAGCCGAGACAGCCGCAGACAAGUUGUGUUGUUAAAAGCGACCAUAUAA